AUGGCAAAGCUGCCCCUGUUCAGGAAAGCUCCUGGACGUCCGCAGGUCGGCCGGAGCAGAUCGAAGGUGCUCUGGCAUCGUAUCCUCCGUUCCUUCUGCUAUCUCAUCGCUUGGAUCUUUCUGAUCUUGGUCUGCAUUGGCAAUGUCGCCGAUAAGCCCGUUCUCCGACAGACCUACUUCCUCGAGAUCAACCUGGCGAAUAUCAUCCCAUUGUCCACCCCCAAUGCGGUCCUGAUCGAUACCAUUGCUCGCACAAUCGGUCUGCACGACUUCUACCAGGUGGGACUAUGGAACUUUUGCGAAGGUUAUCAGGACCAGGGCAUCACCCACUGCUCUUCGCCCAAACCCCUCUACUGGUUCAAUCCUGUCGAGAUCAUCCUCAGUGAACUGCUAUCCGGCGCAACGAUUGCUCUUCCUGCAAACAUCACGUCGGCUCUGCACAUCGCCCGCAUAGCCUCACACUGGAUGUUUGGUCUCUUUAUCACCGCUACCGUCUUAACCUUCAUCCUCAUCUUUUUGUCUCCACUUGCCGUCUCCUCACGGCCUCCUCAAGCUCUUUCUUCCGACCCAGUCAUCAAUCAAACCCACCCGCAACAUCGCCGUCGAACCUUUGUGCUUCUCCGUUCUCUUCCCUUCCUCAUCCUAACCUUCGUGACCGCUCUCUUCACCGUUGUUGCCUCCGUCGUUGCAACCGUCAUGUUCAUCAUCUUCCGCAACGUCUUCACCUCCGCCAGCGAAGACCUCAACAUCGACGCCUGGAUCGGCACGCGCAUGAUGGCUUUCAUGUGGGUCGCCUCCGCCUUCAACCUGAUUGCCUUUAUCCUCCAGCUUGGCUCCUGCUGUGCCUCUUGCUGUGGUGGCCGCAAAACCCGCAAGCAGCUCAAGCAGAAUAGUGUCGGCACUGCGAGCCCUAGCAGCACAGCUUCCCCUGAUGUGCGUGAGAAAGAGCAUCCACACAGCCCCGCAACUACGGAGUGA
Molecule: messenger RNA, 978 nt
Organism: Aspergillus tubingensis
Lineage: Eukaryota; Fungi; Ascomycota; Eurotiomycetes; Eurotiales; Aspergillaceae
Product: SUR7/PalI family protein
Exons: 2
Coding region: 1-978 (325 amino acids)
Biological process (GO): fungal-type cell wall organization
Cellular component (GO): plasma membrane; cell cortex of cell tip
Source: RefSeq, a predicted model, not a curated record